Messenger RNA from Linum tenue, 1259 nucleotides. The record is from the annotation of a GenBank genome assembly. Lineage: Eukaryota; Viridiplantae; Streptophyta; Magnoliopsida; Malpighiales; Linaceae.
ACAAGACAGCAAACCCUCAGAGAGAGAGAGAGAUUGAAGGAGGAGAAGAAAGAAGCAGAGAAUAUAAUUCAAGUUACAGCCUUUGAUCGAGCCCAUUUGAUACAGAGCAAAACCAGCCAUGGGUUCACUCGCCGGCGAGUACCCAUCAGAGGGAGAAGAAAAGGGCAGUGAAAGAAACGGCGGCGUGCCUGAUCUGCUGGAAGAAGCUUGGUUCUUCAGGAAACUGAUCGAUGGAAGCGGGGGCAAUAAGCCGCCGCCGGCGGGAGGUAGAUUCAUGGGGAGGUGUUUCUCUGAUCCCACUUCUUCACAGAGCGUCGUUCCUCCGGCGCCGGUGAGAGGCGACGGCGGUUUGGUGAGGGCGCCGUCUCUGCCGCCUUGUAUUGGCAGGAAGUCUGGUGGGAGGAGGAAUGGUAGUAAAUCGUCGAAAACAGGGGAGGGUAAGGAGAAACAGGGGAGUAAGAUUAAGACAUCAGGCGGCGGCGGCGGGAGGAAUCCGGGGAGUUUGGCGAGAGCUCCGUCGCUGCCGCCGUGGAUAGGGAGGGAAGAAGUAGAAGAAGAAGAAGAAGAAUCAGAUGGGGAAGAGAAUGGUAUGAGUAUGAGCAGAUUGAUUCAGCAGGCCAUGUCUUCUUCUCUCGAUGAUAUCUCUCCUAGACACUCUGUUUCUUCUCCUAAGAGCAUGAUUAGGAGUUGCAGGAGCAUGAGAAACGAGGUGAGAGGUGGUGGUGGAAGAAGAAGAAGCCCAGAGGUUAAAGAUGAUCAAAGUGGAGUAAUUAGUACGACUAAUCACAGCAACAAUCCUCCUCCUCCGCCCACUAAUCCCAAGGGAAUCAGGAAGUUGACCAAAACAAUGAGCAACCUUGAGAUCCAACAUGAUCAAGCCAGUUACUACGAGUCAAAGAAGGCGGCAGCGAGGCCACAGAGGCCCAGUUACGACCGGUUCCUCCGGUGUGGAGGCCCGCCGAUUCCGACGUGGGCUCCGGGGCCCACUUCAAAUGCCCAGACAACGACGACCGCAACUACUUCAUCAGCUGAAGACAUCAAGGCCCAUCUCAAGGUCUGGGCCAGGACUGUGGCUGCUAACAUACACUGAUGAAAGUGGAUUAAAGAAAAUUAAUUAAUUUUUGUAAUGGUUUUUGGUUAACCUUGACCAUCACAAUCAUCAUAAUCAGCAAUCUUAGUUAUUGUUGAAGAGUUCAUCACAGAAAACAUCGAUUCAUUUGUAAACAUUUUGUUCAGAUUUAAUCAGAUUCCAGUUGAAC